Molecule: messenger RNA, 282 nt
Organism: Echinococcus granulosus
Lineage: Eukaryota; Metazoa; Platyhelminthes; Cestoda; Cyclophyllidea; Taeniidae
Exons: 1
Coding region: 1-282 (93 amino acids)
Source: RefSeq, a predicted model, not a curated record
AUGUUACUGCCCUAUGUGAAGAAGUUUGAGGCUUACAUGAAAAGUGGUACCAGGCAUCCUGCUUUCCCCUGGUCCCUAACCUCCAGAAUUCGCCAAUUUCCUUAUGCAUGGUACUACCAAAACAACAAAUUUGUUCGGUACUACGCUUUAUGCAUGCCUGUGUUCUUGCCUCUUUGUGUGUAUCUUCUCAUUAAGUUUCACUUCGUGAAGAAGAAACUCACUCACAACUAUGACCCAUUCAACCCCUAUGAAAUUCCUGCUAGCAAGCUGGGGCACUAUUAA